AUGCACCUCUCCAUCCUCACAGCAGCAGCCUUCCUCGCCCUCUCACCACCACUACGGGCAUCAACAACAACCCAAAAAAAAGCCCUCCCCCCGACCCCACCCACCCCCCCAGCCCUCGUCUACCUCUACACAGCCCACGUAACCUGCCGCAAAACCCUCUACGAAUCCCCCGGGCCCCGCGGAAUCCGCACCGUAAUCCCCAUCACAGGCGGAAACUUCACCGGGCCCCGGCUGGCCGGCGCAAUCCUCGACCUCGGAGCCGACUGGGGCCUCCGAGAUCCCCGGACGGGCCUGCUAACCGCGGACACGCGCUAUAACCUGCAGACACACGAUGGUGCGCAGCUCUUCGUGCAGACGAGUGGGCCGAGUAUCCCCGCCGGCGGGCUGCAUCUAAGGGUGCUGAUUGAGACGGGGGAUGCGAGGUAUUACUGGUUGAAUAAUCUGGUCAUGGUGGGCGUGUUGAGCCGGGUGGCGGAGGAUGCGGAGGGGGUGGUUUUGAGGAUCGAUGUUUGGCAUGUAAGUGGUGUUAUAUGUUAAUACGGGAUUUGCUUGGAGAACUUGCGUGAGUUAUCUGGACAAUCUUUGCUAAUAUGCAUCGGUGUAGCUUGCUGGAGAAUAUCUCCACACGACAUUUGUCAAUGGGACGACGUACUGA
Lecanosticta acicola is the source of this 655-nucleotide messenger RNA. The record is from the annotation of a GenBank genome assembly. NCBI's taxonomy places the organism in Eukaryota, Fungi, Ascomycota, Dothideomycetes, Mycosphaerellales, Mycosphaerellaceae.